This is a messenger RNA of Penicillium maclennaniae, 1947 nucleotides long. Its product is annotated as putative C2H2 finger domain protein. Gene Ontology annotation, biological process: regulation of transcription by RNA polymerase II. Lineage: Eukaryota; Fungi; Ascomycota; Eurotiomycetes; Eurotiales; Aspergillaceae. The record is from RefSeq and is a predicted model, not a curated record. Gene Ontology annotation, molecular function: DNA-binding transcription factor activity; RNA polymerase II cis-regulatory region sequence-specific DNA binding. The transcript has 5 exons. Bases 1 to 1947 code for a protein of 648 amino acids.
AUGGAGGAUCCUCAGAUGAGCUGGCACGAUUCUAUAGACGUCCUGCAGGGUAUCAUGGUCGGCUCUGAUGCGUGUCAUCCCUCUGAUCUCUCCGACUUUCAUCCCUCGGGCUUGGCUAUGGGGGACUCGGCCUCGAAUCCGCUACUUGAGCUGCAUCUCGCUUCUCUGGAAGGCCAGAAUCAGCCUGCCUUCAACCAGUGGAAUUCAAACCCCCAGGACUUCUACUACCCGAACUAUCCUUCUCGCUUGACGGGUGACCAGGAUGCAUGGAAUCCGCUGCAGGUCACCGGUGUUCCUAAUCCCAAAUCCAUGUCCCAUAUGAAUGUUUCAACGAUCAACGAUCCCGACUAUGGCUUCACGAAGCCCCACUAUAGAACACCCUCCAAAAGUGGGAGCCAGUAUAUGAGCAGUUUACAUUCGGACUCCGGCUACGGAAGCACAAGUUGUGCAACACAGUCGGUCGGAGCUUCGUCUUAUGGCAUGGACAACUUGUCGAGUCCCCAUCUUGGCGUCAAAGAGUAUGGCGUUGGCGAUGCGGUCGCUAUUUUUGAUCAGCCUCAUCUUGGCCCUGCCUCCUUGUUUUCUGGAGACCUUGAAUACUCAGGGUCCAUGGAUGGCUCGGUCAAAUGUGACCACCCUUCUUGCACUUGGACUGGAAAGUGCCCAUCCGAUAAAAGGAAGCACGAGGCACGUCAUCGAAAGCUUUUCAAGUGCGACGAGCCCAACUGCCCGCGCAAAGAGGGCUUUGGCACCAUCAACGACCUGGCUCGCCACAAGAAAUGUGUGCACAACAAAGAGCCCGAGCGCGGCCCGAAAAUGAUGUAUCUCUGCUUCGGAAAGAACUGCCCAAGGCCGAAUAAGAAAUGGCCCCGACUGGAUAACUUCAAGCAGCAUCUGAGCCGCAUGCACAACGAGGAGGAUGGUGAGGCAUUGCUGAAGAAAUCUAUGGACUGGUACGAGACCGUCAUCGGUCACCAGCCCGGCCAACAAAGCGACGACAGCCUUUCGCAGGAUGGCACUUCGGCUGAGACACAGCAGGAUCUGGGGUCUGCCGAGAUGGAACUGGAUUCCACCGAUAUGCAUGGCACGCCAGUCUCAACCCUCUCUUACCCGGAAACAUCUACAAACACUCAAACGACACAGUUCCCUGCAUUAAGAUCACUAGGGCUCAACGAGAUUCACGGCACCACAACAGAACGAGGAAAUGUCAAGUCAGAAUCCUUUGUCGCGGACGCAGCGGACAAUCUGCUCAACGCGAUGACAAGAAUGAUGAAGAACAACCGUGCACGACAAUCAAGCCAACACAGCGACGAGGGGAUUGAAGUCGAACUCGAGAACUCCUGUCUAUCCCAGCCUCAGCGCCAGAUGUUACAGAAAGUUCUCUCAGCAGCCCUGGAGCGACUCUCCGAUGACGCCUCUUCGGCGGCUCCGGACACCAACGAUGACAAGCAAGACUGGUUUCAAUGCGACAUCUGCUCCAAGCGCACCCGGCUACGCUGCGAGAUGAAGAAACAUCAAAAGCGUCAUGAGCGUCCUUACGGCUGCACAUUUCCCCACUGUGCCAAGUCCUUCGGCAGCAAAGCCGACUGGAAACGACACGAAAGCUCCCAGCACCUCCACGUUGCAAGUUGGCUCUGUGGAUCCCACGAUGUCGCCAAGGGCUCUUCCUGCGGCCGCAUCUACUACCGCGAAGAAACAUACCUACAGCACCUCAACCAACAUCAUCGAGUCCCCAAGACCCGAACCAAGGCCACCCUCAAUGCUAGCCGCCUCGAUCUAGCCGACCAAUCCCAGUUCUGGUGUGGUUUCUGCAACCGUACCAUUGAACUCCGCAGUCAUGGCUCUGCGGCGCUAGACGAACGAUUCAAUCAUAUUGACAUCGAACAUUUCAAGAAGGGGAGAGAGGCCACGAUUGGUGUUUCCCUUCUGAUGACGGACAAAUCAUGA